Molecule: messenger RNA, 2981 nt
Organism: Periconia digitata
Lineage: Eukaryota; Fungi; Ascomycota; Dothideomycetes; Pleosporales; Periconiaceae
Source: the annotation of a GenBank genome assembly
CCUGUUUCACCACGCCUGUCACUCGCUACCAUCGCCUCUACUUGCUACAACACCUAAACUGUAUACCCUUCCGCCUCUCUGCUCUACACUCAACCGCCUGCCAGCCAGCCAACGGCCGCGGGUCUCUCCCUUUGUUUCACCCUCCUAUAGUCCAAUCGCCGUCUGAUGUUUCACUCGCCAUUCCCGCGCAGAGAGUCUAUCCCUGCCCUGCCCUACCUUGCCCUGCCUCUCUAGCAUGUGCUGUCGCUCCCAUCGCCACCUGCGCCGCAUUCCUCGCCCGCGUCCUCAACCAAGCCGCCCGGAGGUAUGCUCUGCUAUUGUGCUCACCAAACACUCUUCACAUUGUUGAAGCCCGCAACGCCAUGAAGCCUCCACAAUGCAACAGCAGCGCGGCCGAGCCCGACGCGGCUGCACAACGACUGCACAACGCAGCCCACGUCGUUGAUAUAAAAUGCCCAUGUAUUGAUCCCCACUGUAAUUCCAUUGAACCAGAACCACAACUACAUACCGACCAUCAGAAACGUGAAACAUCUACCCGAGCAAACAUCCUCUCCACCUGGCGCGAACCUUGCAAGUUUCCACCUCCAUUACCACAACAACACCAACUUCUUGCUCGCACUCUCUUCGACUACACAACCGCAAUCAUGGUUGCAAUCGGUGUUAGCGCACUGCUUCUCGCACUGAGCACUCUCUCCUCAGUAGUCCCUUCGUCUGCUGCGCCGGUCGCUCAGGCGGAGACUCCUGCAAAGGCUGAAUCGAGCUAUUGGGUCGCCAAUGUCAAGCACCAAGGUGUAGCUGCCUUCAACCCCACGCCCGCCGACUACAAGGUCUGGCGCAACAUCAAGGACUAUGGUGCCAAGGGUGAUGGCACCACCGACGACACGGUCGCUAUCAACAAGGCCGUCUCUGACGGCAGCCGUUGCGGCGAGAAGUGCGAUUCUUCCACUACUUCGCCUGCCCUUGUUUACUUCCCUCCCGGUACCUACAUGGUUAGCGAGCCCAUUAUUCAGUACUACUACACCUCCUUCGUGGGCGAUGCCCUCCAGAUGCCCACCUUGAAGGCCACUGCCAACUUCGAAGGCAUGGGUCUCAUCGACGCUGAUCCCUAUAUCCCUGGUGCCGAUGGUGCCAACUGGUUUACGAACCAGAACAACUUCUACCGUCAGAUCCGCAACAUGAUCAUCGACAUCUCCGCUCCCGAGGCCGCUGCCGGUAUCCACUGGCAAGUCUCUCAGGCUACUAGCAUCCAGAACGUCGUCUUCAACAUGGCCAAGGGCGCCAAAGGUGCCAACCAAAAGGGUAUCUUCCAAGACAACGGCUCCGGUGGCUUCAUGUCCGAUCUUGUCUUCAACGGCGGUGCUGUGGGUGCCUUCCUUGGUAGCCAGCAGUUCACUACCCGCAACAUGACCUUCAACGACUGCGACGUCGGCAUCUACAUGAACUGGAACUGGCUCUGGACCAUGAAGUCCAACACCUUCAACAACUGCAAGGUCGGGCUCGACAUGGCCAACGCUCCUGAGAACCAGACUGUUGGAUCCGUUAUCCUCAUGGACAGCAAGUUUGUCAACACCCCCAUCGGCGUCAACUCUUCCUUCGCCACCGACAGCAUCCCCAUGACCGGCGGCACUCUCAUCAUCGACAAUGUCGACUUCGCUGGCUCCAAGACAGCUGUGCAGGACUUCAAGGGCGCCAGCAUCCUUGCUGGAGGCAAGACUGUCUCUUCUUGGGCUCAAGGUCACGCCGUUGCCGCCGGUUCUGAGAAGACCCGUGUUCAGGGUGAUGUCGUUGAUGCUCCCAAGAAGCCUGAAUCUCUUCUCGGCAAGGACGGUCGCUUCUUCGAGCGCAGCAAGCCCCAGUACGAAACCGUCGAAGCCUCAAAGUUCAAGUCUCUAAAGGAUGCUGGUGCCAAGGGUGACGGCAAGACGGACGAUACCGCAGCUAUCAAGAAGGCCAUUGCCGAUCUCCAGGACGGCGAAAUCCUCUUUGCUGACCACGGCUCCUACAUCGUCUCCGACACCAUCACCAUCCCCGCCGCUAAGAACGUCAAGAUCGUCGGCGAGAUCUACUCCACCUUCUUGGCCACCGGUGAGAAGUUUGGCGACAUGGAGAACCCCGUUCCUGUCUGGCAGGUUGGUGAGAAGUCUGGUGACAAGGGCGCUUUCGAGAUGUCCGACUGCAUCAUCGGCACCCAGGGUCCUGCUCCCGGCGCUAUUCUCAUGGAAUGGAACAUCAACGCUGCUCCUGGCGAGGCCGCCCUCUGGGACACUCACUUCCGUGUCGGUGGCUACGAAGGCACCAAGCUCCAAGCUUCCAACUGCGAAAAGAACCCCAACUCCACACACACGGCCAACCCUGAGUGCAUCGGCUCCUUCAUGCAGCUCCACGUCACCAAGCAGUCCAACGGCUACUUCGAGAACGUCUGGCUCUGGACCGCUGACCACGAGCUCGACCAGGCCAGCCACUCCCAAAUCGACAUCUACAACGGCCGUGGCAUGCUCGUCGAGUCGCAAGGUCCCGUCUGGUUCUACGGCACUGCCUCUGAACACUCUCAGCUCUACCAGUACCAGUUCCAGGGCGCAAAGGACAUCUUCUACGGCGCUAUCCAGACCGAGACUCCCUACUACCAGCCCAACCCCGAUGCCAUGGUUCCCUUCAAGACCAACGAGAAGUACUUCGACCCAGACAUGAGCAAGAAGUCAGACAAGACAGCCUGGGCUGUCCGCGUCGUCGACUCUUCAUCCAUCUGGAGCUACGGAGCCGGCACGUACUCGUUCUUCCAGAACUACGGACAAAAGUGCGUCACGGGCCAGAACUGCCAGACCGAUAUCAACGAGGUCGAGAACUCUACCAAUGUCAACUUCUUCGGCCUCUCUUCCAAGGCUUCGGUCAACAUGAUUACGUCUGGCGGCAAGGGUCUUGCGACUGACAAGGACAACCGCUCCAACUUCUGCUCUACGCUCGCCAUCUUCGCGCAGCCGUAA